This is a messenger RNA of Aspergillus caelatus, 1335 nucleotides long. RefSeq names its product Rho family GTPase RHO1 (gene rho1). The record is from RefSeq and is a predicted model, not a curated record. The transcript has 5 exons. The coding region runs from base 545 to 1126 and encodes 193 amino acids. Gene Ontology annotation, biological process: small GTPase-mediated signal transduction. NCBI's taxonomy places the organism in Eukaryota, Fungi, Ascomycota, Eurotiomycetes, Eurotiales, Aspergillaceae. Gene Ontology annotation, molecular function: GTPase activity; GTP binding.
CGCUUUUUAGUCUGGUUUUUGGUUACUUAGUCAACUUAGGGAGCCUCACCUGAAAGGCCAACCGGGGGAACCAAACGAGAGCAGAGCCAACGCCGAUAACCUUCGCUCCCAUACAGGCCCGUUACCCUUUUACCACUGUCUUCCACCACCCCAUCCAUCAAUCAUCCUUCAUCUUAAGCUCCCCUGGAGACUAUUAUCCCGUUAUUGUCCUUUGACUGAACCCAUAUUCUAAAUUCCUUUUCUUGUUCCCUUAUAUCUCUUUCUCCCGACCCAAACCAUUUGUUUUCCCUUUUGACCACUUUUAUUCUCUUCCCUCUCCCUAUAAUUUAAUCAGUGCCGUUGCUCCUGCACCGUAUGUGAUAACCCUUUUCCUCGGGCGCCUGACUUGUCCCUUUCUCAGCCUUCUAACCUCCUCUCCGCCAUCCAACUUAACUCCCGCAACAGCUUCCCCUUCUUUCCCUGUUGUUUGCCACUCACCUCAUUUGGAAUCUAUUCCAUUUGAUAAUUCUAGUUUCCAUCAUUUACUGAUCCUUUUCACUUGAAGAUGGCCGAAAUCCGUCGCAAGCUUGUCAUCGUGGGUGAUGGUGCCUGUGGUAAGACUUGUCUUUUGAUUGUCUUCUCCAAGGGUACCUUCCCUGAGGUCUAUGUCCCCACUGUCUUCGAGAACUAUGUUGCCGAUGUCGAGGUUGAUGGCAAGCGUGUCGAGCUCGCUCUUUGGGAUACGGCUGGUCAGGAAGAUUAUGACCGUCUCCGCCCUCUCUCGUACCCUGACUCUCACGUCAUCUUGAUCUGCUUCGCGGUUGACUCGCCCGAUUCCCUUGACAACGUUCAGGAGAAGUGGAUUUCCGAAGUGCUUCACUUCUGCCAGGGACUCCCUAUCAUUCUCGUCGGAUGCAAGAAGGAUCUUCGCAACGACCCCAAGACUAUUGAAGAAUUGACCAAGACCUCCCAGAAGCCAGUCACCGCCGAACAGGGUGAGGAAGUUCGCAAGAAGAUCGGAGCCUACAAGUACCUCGAAUGCUCUGCACGAACCAACGAGGGUGUCCGUGAGGUCUUCGAGGCCGCCACCCGGGCUGCUCUCUUGACCAAGACUCACAAGAAGAAGAAGGGGUGCACCAUCCUGUAAACUAGUUUCAUCUCCUUCACAAAAGGUCUGUGUUUAAUGCGGAGAUUAUAUGAACGGAUAAGGGUCUCGACUAUUUGGUGUUUUCUUUUACUCAGAAAGGGGUCCUCCGUUGGCGUGUUCCGAUCUGUGCCUGGAUGCGAGUGUGGAUAAUGUUCAAUCACGGGGCACACGAGGGUUAUGGGAUUAUCUGGCUAUGCUAUUGGUCGACU